UGCAAUUUCUCUCUUCAAUAUGUAUGUAUAUAUUUUUUUGGGCUUUUGAUGAAUGCCGUGGAUGAGUUGCUCAAAGCUCUGAGAUAUGAUGGUUCUGCUGUGGUUUUAUCACUUUUAAAGAUUACCCAUUCUGUAAGUAUGAAGUUUUAUGAUGAACAUGCACUGGGCUCUGAGCAGUUCUUGUAAACUGCAAUAUUGAGGCACAUGUAGCCUAGAAAGCUUUAUCUGACCCAUGUUUCAUUUCAAAAAUUAUAAUUAGUUGCAUGUUGAAAAUAUAGUGUUGUGACUCUUAUUUUGGGUACAUAUGGGGUAGUUGUGUUAAAUCAUGAAGUAAAUGCUGCAUUUUUCUUUUGUGAGUGAAAUUGCUAUGUUUAUUAUGCAUACGUGAUGUGUUUAGUGGAAUAGCUUUAGCACAGCAUACCCAUUUGUGUUAUAAUAGGCUUCAAUUACUGCAAUUGCUCUUGUUAUGUUCGUGAUGGAUAUGGAAUUAAUCUUCCGUGAGUCGUGUCCAUUAUCUCCAACUUUUGCAGCAUAGGAAUUGACCAAUGAUGGAAAAGUCAUUGCAUGAGCAGUGACAAUGUUACUUGUUUUGAGCUUUUACAUCAUCCUAGUUAUCAUCCUCUUCUUCUUCAGUACUACUAUUGUCAUCUUUUCUCUCUUCUUCAUUUCCUUAGUAAUUUCUAUUCAUUCAAACAUUCACAGCUAAUGGUGUGUAAAACCUCAUAAUGGAUAACAGAUGUCUAUGCUGCAAAUGACCAACUGAAACUAUGAGAUCUGAGGGCUUUUCUUUGGAGAUCCUCUCGAAUAUGUUAUCUAUGAUACUGUUUCAUUUUAAUGUAGGAUGAGCUCAUGAUAAAAAAUUGUUCUUUCCUUAAUAUGCUAUCUAUGGUCUUGUUUUGUUGGUGUGUUUAAGUAAUUGGAAGUUUUGAUUUAUGGUCUUAUUUUGAUUUAAGUAAUAUGCUAUCUAUGGUCUUGUUUUGUUGUUCUUUCCUUGAUAUGCUAUCUAUGGUCUUUGGAGAUCCUCAUGAACACAUUAUCUAUGAUACUGUUUGAUUUUAUUGUAGGAUGAGCUCAUGAUAAAAAAUUGUUCUUUC
This is a messenger RNA of Rubroshorea leprosula, 1094 nucleotides long. NCBI's taxonomy places the organism in Eukaryota, Viridiplantae, Streptophyta, Magnoliopsida, Malvales, Dipterocarpaceae. The record is from the annotation of a GenBank genome assembly.